Messenger RNA from Papaver somniferum (opium poppy), 1311 nucleotides. RefSeq lists its product as uncharacterized. The transcript is spliced from 4 exons. Lineage: Eukaryota; Viridiplantae; Streptophyta; Magnoliopsida; Ranunculales; Papaveraceae. Bases 1 to 1311 code for a protein of 436 amino acids. The record is from RefSeq and is a predicted model, not a curated record.
AUGUUUGCUCGAGAAGAACCAUCUCUAAUCGAACAACAACAAGAGGAAAUGGGUCGAAUCAAGCCAAACAAGGAAAAGCAAAAAAAACAAGACGAAAAGAAAUAUAAGAAGAAACAUGACCUUGCUACUCCUAAGCCUUUGGAACCUCGUCAAAAAUGCGGUCAAAAUUUGAAUGCUUCCAACCGAAGGGACACGGGGAGUAAAGCCAAAGGGAUCAGCAUCAAUGACCCACCACCUCAACUGGAGCAACCAACACACGAAGAAUUUGAUUCCGAUACACCUACUGAACAAAGUGAUGAGGAAGUUAAUGAGGAAAAAAGUGGUGGGAAGGAGAUCGAUGAAGAAGAAAUUGGUGGUGAGGAUGAAAGUGAGAAGCAAGUUGAUGAAGAGAUAAGAGAAGUUCAAGAACAAGUACAAGGAGGGGACGUUCAAGAGCAAGGUAAGAAGAAAGAUGUCCCAAAGAAGAAGAAAGGUGACCACAUGCCUGACCCGGAGAAGAUGUUUCUUCGCGGACCUAAGGAUCCUGUUUACGGGUCACCCGGUGAUGGAGGACAGAUGUUAUGGGGGUACAAUGACAGUUGGGCCGUCGUCGAUCACAAGGAUGUCGUUCGUCUUAUGAAGCCAGAAACGUCAGUGAGUAUGAUGAGGCAAUGGCUACUGGAAGGAAUAGAAUCAACCGUUGGAGAAGUUCCGGAAGUAGUCGAUCUAUUCAAUUCUAUGGGGUUGAUACCUGCGAUCGAGAAUUUGGACCUUGGUUACGACAGACCUCUUUGUUCCGCCUUUGCCGAGAGAUAUUACGGGGAAACGGAUACUUUGCAUCUUCCGUUUGGAGAACUGACGAUAACUCCACAUUAUGCGAAGUUCAUUACCGGGCUAAGCAUAGAAGGGAAAGCCGUGAAGUCCAAAUGGUACGCACAAGAGCUUGAGUGGGACAAUAUUUACGCGUUAACCAAGUAUGUGUUCCAGUGGGAUGAGGAGAGGACCAAGUCAGAGAUGCUGGUAGGAAAUUUAAAGCAGAGGAUAUUCCAUCUAUCGAAGCUGAGGGACAACUUCAUGGGAACAAAGAAGCUUCGUGCUGAGGGAAAAGAGGUGGCGCAGGAACGUAUCAUCUCCACGGCCAAUGCGUAUGUCCUCUACGUCCUGGGAGCUGUUAUCUUCCCCGAAGUUUCCGGCGCUCGUAUGAGCGCCAACUUUAUCCAGAUGUUGCAACCAUUUAACAAGAUUCACGAAUACUCUUGGGGCACUUCCAUCCUUGCACACUCGUUGAACGAGUUGAGAAAGGCUUCUAGGGCUAAAAGGAACCAAAUGUGA